GGCUGCCCGUUGCUGCGCAACCAGGCUUUCUGCUCUGCAGAGGCUUCUUCUUUUAAGGUCAAACCUGGUAUGGCAGCCGCCGGCCGCAGCUGGGAGUGGAGGCCAGUGGUGUGCAGUGACCUCCUCGGCCGUGCAUUCCACUCGUGCAACGUGGUACAGGGCAAGCUCCUCAUCUUUGGGGGCCAGAAGUCGCAGGAGACCCAGGAGCCGCCCCUUGGGGAUGUGGUGGCCUUUGACCCCUCACUCCAGACGGUCAAAAGGAUGGCUCCUGAAUGCGAGCACCGCCGGAGCCACCACGAAGCUGUGGUCCUGUCUGACCGCUUCCUGUGCGUGGUGGGGGGCUGGGAUGGCUCCCACCGGGUCUCUGAUGUGUGCUGCUUUGACGCCGAACAGGGGCAGUGGGAACGCUGGGCUGUGGGGCCCUCCAACCAGGCCCCCGUGGGGCUCAGCAGCCACACUUGCACUAAGCUCACAGACCAUGAGGCACGGGUGGUGGGCCGUGAGGGCGGGGUGCGGACUCAGCGGCGCUACGCCAGCAUAUUCACACUGCAUCUCAACCCUGCCAACAAGACCUACUGGUACAAAGAAGAGGAAUCACGCACGGCCUCCCGGGCCGGCCAUUCUGCCAUGCUGCUGCGCGAAACCACCCCAAGCGGGAAGAGCAGUGGCUACAACCUGGUGGUCUUUGGAGGGCGAGACUCUGCUGACUUCGACAUAGCUGGACACUGGGGGAAAAGCAAAAUCCAUGUUGAUUCUGUUCAUGCUCCUGGGCUGACAGAGAAUCUCUCUCGCUUGGUCAGCACUGAAAAGGGAUCCCGGCAGGGUCCCAAAGGCCUGAGGCACCAAUCCUGCACCGUGGUGGGGCCUUUUGCUGUCAUCUUUGGUGGCGAGACUUUAUCGACCGGCAGGGAUGCCAUUUGCAAUGAUCUUUACAUCCAUGAUACAAGGUCUUCGCCAGCCAACUGGUUUCACUUCCCUUGCUCCAACCGGGGCCAGAAGAGAGUUGGCCACCGCACCUGCCUCUGCAAUGACAAGCUCUACCUCAUUGGGGGGUUUGGGGCUGAUGGAAAGACGCCCUGCCCAGAGAUCUGCAGCUUGGAGUUCGCUCUGUGAAGUCUGAAGCCUCUUGUUACUAGCUCUCAUCAACAUCCUCAAGUGGACAGCGCUCUCAAUUCUGCUCCACUCCCCUCUCACCUGCAGUGGAGAGCGAGCCCCUGGGCCAUGUGAAAUAAUGCACCCCUCUGGCAUGUCAGACUUCGAUGCUCUUUCUGCAGGUAAACAUACAAGAGGGGGAAGUGAUCAGACUGAAGGACACUAGGAAGAAAGUGACUCAUUGGGCAGGGGUGUUUGUGAGA
This is a messenger RNA of Zootoca vivipara (common lizard), 1355 nucleotides long. It is a transcript of the gene KLHDC9, whose product is annotated as kelch domain containing 9. The record is from RefSeq and is a predicted model, not a curated record. Lineage: Eukaryota; Metazoa; Chordata; Lepidosauria; Squamata; Lacertidae. Gene Ontology annotation, molecular function: cyclin binding.